CAACAAUCGUCCUCGAGAUGGAAUGGACAAUCCCGACGAUCCAAGCGCUGGUAGAAGCCUCCAUGAUGCGAGUCGCUCUUCAUGCAACGCCUUGUAGAAGAAGCAGACCAAGAACGAUGAAGCGCAGAGGAUCUUGGAGAGAAUCGCAGAGCAUGUGUUGCCCAUCUGCACGAAGCGGCGAUUCAAAGUGCGCAACCUGCUCGAGUUUUUCCCCAAGAAUGCCAACCUCCUCGGCAUGAACGUCAACGAAGGGUGGAAGAUCUUCCUACGACUCCGCCCGGCCUCGCAUCCAACGACCUUUCUUCCCUUUGAAGAAAUCCUCGGCACAAUGCUCCACGAACUUGUCCACAUGAAGAUCGGUCCUCACGACGCGUCUUUCUACAAAAUGCUGGACGAAUUAACCGAGGACAUGGAGAACCUCAUGGCGCGAGGCCUGCUGGGCGCGACGGGGGCCGCGUUUCAGGACACUGGCGAUGGACAGUCGUUGGGUGGAACCCGUGUCCUUCCCUCCCAACUCGCCAGCGUCCGCGCCGCCGCCGCCGCCAAGCGCAUCCAGCAUCAAGCCAUCAUGUCCACGAAUCGCCUCGGUGGUGCGUCGAUCUCUCCGUCCCAACUCCGUGGAAAGGUGCUGGAAGCUGCCGAGAAGCGGCUACGCGAUGCCGUCGCGUGUGCCACCGUCACAUGCACUCACGACGUCCCAUCCUCGUCCCAAACACAUGCGCCCAACCAUAUUAAACCCAUUGUCUGCAUCCAAGAAGAAUAUGAUGAACAAGAUGCGAUACAGUGGCAAUGUCCAACGUGCUCCGAGUGGCACAGCACAUCGCGGUUGCAUAUCUGCGACAGCGUCCUACGAAAGCGCAAGCGGCCACCAUCCCAACAUGUCACCAUCGACCUCACCUAGUCCACCCCUACCCCUUCAACACAGACAACCGACAUACUAUCAUACUUUCUCGUUGGAAUUUCAAUCGAUUUGAUUGGAGAAGAGCUCAGAAUUAUUAGCCAAUCAAAACCCAU
This is a messenger RNA of Aphanomyces astaci, 1014 nucleotides long. RefSeq lists its product as hypothetical. The record is from RefSeq and is a predicted model, not a curated record. Bases 236 to 901 code for a protein of 221 amino acids. NCBI's taxonomy places the organism in Eukaryota, Oomycota, Saprolegniomycetes, Saprolegniales, Verrucalvaceae. The transcript is spliced from 5 exons.